Microthlaspi erraticum is the source of this 630-nucleotide messenger RNA. Lineage: Eukaryota; Viridiplantae; Streptophyta; Magnoliopsida; Brassicales; Brassicaceae. The record is from the annotation of a GenBank genome assembly.
AUGGCACUUGUCCUGAAAAUCUUCAGUCCAUUGGUGAAGGUUCUCAGGCUCGCAGAUGGAGAGAAGAUACCCUCACUUGGGUUUAUCUAUGGUGAGAUCUUAGUAGCUAAGAACUCGAUCAAGGAAGCUACGGAUCAGAUAGAGAGGAACUAUGAACCAAUCAUCAAGAUUAUUGACGAGAAAAUGAAAGGCAGGCUGGAUACUCCUCUUCAUAUUGCUGCUUACUUUCUUAAUCCAUUCUACUUCUACAAGAACACGGGCAUAUAUGAUAUGGAAGUCAUGCAAGCAUUCAUUUCUUGUGUUGAGACAUUCUACUAUGGAGACUUUGAUAAGCAAAAUGAAGUUGUCAAUCAAGAGGUUCAGCAAUACAGGAACAAGUCGGGUUAUUUUGGCAUGCCUUUAGCUCAAAAAGGCUGCGAGAAGAAUGAUGGAAAGUUUGAUCCAGGUCCAGUUGGAAGUACAACUCAAGCUUCAAGGGUUAGAGCCCUUUACGAUGAUGAUUUUGAAUCAGAAGAAGAGGAUGGUGGAGACAUGGAGUUUGAAGAUGAUGAAGAUCCUGUCUUCCGUGACAAUGGUUUCAUGGUUUCCGAGUUUGAUUUGGAUAAGAGAGGUUAUGGUGUAGACGUGUAG